AAUCUAGGCAACGUAACGUAGGCUAAUGAUGACAAAAGUGAUUUAGAAACUCGAAACUGACUGAAGCAGAUUUAUUUGAGCGGGACAUAAUAACUAUAGUGGUCUCUGUUAGGAUUCCCCCCAUCUGUUAUCCUCAGGCACCAGCCCGUGAUUGAGAUGGGCUGGGCCGCCUAGUGUCUUUUGUGGCGUGUGUGACACAAUAUAGAAGAGCUGAAGGUGAUCGCGGGAGCAGCAGCAUCACCGUACUGCGCUCCACGGAGAACGGACACUGCUACCAGGUGUGCUCAUAUCCCACUGACAAAGCUUCCAUAAGUUUAUCCUCUACGACCACAGUAAGCGGGUUAUUUUACGCGAACUGGACGAGCUGGUCUCACUCCUCCUCUCUCCAGCUCGCGUGGGCUGCUCGCGCUGGGAACUGGAGAGAGCGGCAAGAGAGAGCUCAUAUCUCAGCGUUCAACUCUGCCAGCAUUCUUCAACAAUAACGGAUUCAUUCGUGAACGGCGGAGGUAAUUUAUCGGAGGAAACUACCCGAAGGCUUUAUUCAAUCGCACGUGCGUCUCUUAACAAACACGGCUUUUGUUCGGGUCUGGAUAUCCGCAUUUUACCCGCGCUAGCCGCAUUUGACUCGGGAGAAAUUGAGUCGUUGUGGAGUCGCGGUCCGAGCAGGUGCACGCGUUCAUAACUCCAUCCGGACUGAUUUCUGAAGGUCUGAGUGACGAUUAGGAAUUUAUAACCACAUUUGCUUUUUUUCCUGCAAUAUCUGGACUUAAUCGGCAGUGCAGAAAACAGAAUUAUGGAUAUCAAACAGCUUGUUAUAGCCUUCGCGGUUUUGGUGGGCUCAUGCUCGGCCCAGCGGCAGGUCACAGUUCAGCCGGGACCCUUGAUUCGAACGGAAGGCUCUCACAUCACCAUUUGGUGUAACGUGACCGGCUACAAGGAAGGGGUGGAGCAAGACUUUGAAUGGUCCAUGUACCUUUACACCGCUCCCGAUCGAGAGAUCCGUAUAUUGAGCACGUCCCAGCACAACUACGCCUACGCCUUGUACGCCCAGCGUGUCAACAGCAAGGAGAUCUACAUCGAGAGGCUGAGCAGAGACUCUGUCUUGCUGCACAUCACUAAGCUGCAGGCCACCGACCAGGGCAUGUACGAGUGCUACACUCCCAACACCGACAGCCGCUACCUGGGCACCUACAGUGCCCGGACCAACCUCACUGUGAUCCCAGACACUCUGACGGUGGCGGCCUCUGCUCAGACUCUCUCGAAAGUGGAGGGGGACACUCUGCAGCUGAGCUGUGAGGUCACACGCCAGACGUCCCAGCACACUCACGUUUCUGUGGGCUGGUACCUGCGUUCCGCUGAUGACCCCAAUUCUGGUCCACGUGACCUGGUCACCCUGUCACGGGACUUUGUUCUACGGCCGGGGGGACAGUACCGCCAACGUCUGUCUUCAGGAGACCUGCGGCUGGAUAAGACCAGUGCCACUUCCUACCGUCUCACCAUCUAUAAGCUGCAGCCCACAGACCAAGGAGAGUUCUACUGCGAGGCCUCGGAAUGGAUCCAGGACCCGGAUCACUCCUGGUACGCCAUGACUCGGAAAGAUUCGGAGAAGACGUCUGUCAAAGUUCAGCCCACAGAUCGGGACUUUAGUAUCCAGGUGACCACCGAGCGCCGGGCCUACACGGCUGGUGAGCCGCUGGAGCUCCGCUGCACCAUCGACGCUCAGAAUGUUCCAGAGCGUUUCUUCUUGGUGUCGUGGGUCUUCAGCAGCUCCCCCGUAGCCGUGAUUGGGCCCAGCGCCGUGCCCGUACUGGGACCCAACUAUGUGGAGCGGGAGGCCACCGGCCUCCUGACUGUGCGCAAAGAGAGCCCGUCCAUCCACCUGCUCAAGUUGCAGCGGCUACUGCCGGAAGACUCUGGCAAAUACAUCUGCAGAGUGACAGAACGGGAGAAGACCCUCACUGGAGAUUUCAUCGACCGCAGCAAACGGUCCCGUAAUGUUCAGAUCACUGUAACCCCUCUCAGAAGUAACAUCUCAGUGUCAUUAUCCAGUAACACUUCAGAGAUUAUGGAGGGCGAGACCGUCCAGUUGACCUGCGUUGUUAGCAACACUGUGGGUCCCCUGUCAGUGGCAUGGCAGUGGACAGAUAAGGAGGGCGAGGGUCCCACUGUAACCGUGGCUUCAGUGGAUCGUGAGGGAACAGUCACUCCUGGGCUCACCUUUAGGGAGCGCAGCAGCUUUGGACAGGUCCGGGUGGAGCGGGUUCGACCCGACACAUUCACCCUGUUCCUGUAUAAUGCCUUCCCCACAGAUGAGGGCCAGUACAGAUGCAGCGCCACAGAGUGGUCCCAGAGCGGUACUGCACCUGAAUGGAUUUGGCAGCAAAUUGGAGACGAAUCUGCCAGCAAGACUGUCACGGUAAAAUCAGUUGAGUCUUUCUUCUUCGUGUCGGCCUCCUCCCGUAUGCCUAGCGUGACGUUUGGUGACUCGUUUGACCUGCAGUGCAUCGUGAAGCCACGGCACAAUCCCUAUGUUCCUGCUGCAGUCACUUGGCGGUUCCAGUCAGCAGAGGGUGACGGAGAGUUCAGAGAUUUGGUGACAUUCACGCGGGAUGGCACUCUGCAGUGGGGCGACCAGUUGCUUGGCCUGGGCACGCGUACCACAGUAGAUCGUACGCCCACUAACACCAACUUCCGCCUCAGCAUCACUCGUGCCGGACGCAAGGAGGCCGGGACAUACCAGUGUGCUGCCCUGCUUUAUCGGAGGAAUUACGAUGGCACCUGGAGCACGGUGGCCAACCGCACCUCCAACCCACUGGGCAUCAGUGUACUGCAACCUGUGAGUAAACUGAAGGUGCACAGGUCGAACCAGAGUCUGCAGUUUCUGGAGGACAGUCGGGUGCGUGUCAACUGUUCCAUCACCUCUCAAACCAGCCCAGACUCUCAGCAUGCAGUGCUGUGGUACGCCCGGAAGGCCGAGGCAGGGGAGCCAGAUGAGCUGCUGUUGAAGAUCGAACACUCUGGUGCGUUCGAGUAUGGAGCAUACGCAGAGGAGGAACAUCUCCGCAGCCGUGUGCAGUCAGAGAGACUAUCUCCUCGGCUAUAUGGCCUCACCUUGCACCGUGCUGAGACCAGCGACUCUGGAACAUACUACUGCCUUGUGGAGGAGUGGCUCAUGGACCCCGAUGGACUCUGGUACCGUCUGGCACAAGACUCCUCCGGCUUCACACAUGUGGUAGUGAGACAGCCAGUGGUGAAGUUGCAGGUGGAGGAGGCAGAAUCCAAUAUCACCGUACCUGAAGAUGGAUCAAUCCGGCUGGGCUGCAGCAUUCUGUCUCAGUCCUCAAAAGAUUCCCGCUUCUCUGUAUCCUGGUAUGUGUACCGUUUGGGACAGGAGGAGGAGGAUGAACAAGAGUGCGUCUUUUCCAUUGGUCAUGAUGCAGUGUUUGGUAAUGGGAACUGCAGCCCUACGGAGGAGCCCGUUCUAAACUCUCGCCUGCAGUUUGAACGCACCACCUCUGACCUGUACAGUCUAACCAUCCAGAAAGCCCGGCCCAGAGAUGCCGGCAGUUACUUCUGCCACGUGGAGGAGUGGCUGCUGAACCCACGCAAUGCCUGGUACCGUCUGGCCACCAACAACUCUGGGGUCACCGUUGUUAAUGUUAUGGAGCAGGUCUCUACCCUACAGUCAGUGGUUUGUUCCAACGACUCCCUCUUCUACUUUGUCUUCUUCUACCCUUUCCCUAUCUUCGGCAUCCUCCUCAUCGCGGUCCUGCUGGUGCGCUACAAGACCCGCAGCUCCAGCAAGAACCAGGAGGGCAAGAACGGAGCGCCGCUCUUGUGGAUCAAAGAGCCUCAUCUCAGCUAUUCCCCAACCUGUCUGGACCCCCCAGUCCUCAGCCUUCACCCCGGCUCUGUGGAGUAACAGAGACACGAACAUGACCCUGUCUCGCUCAUCUGCACUCUCUCUUUGACUCCCUCUCUCUUUUUCUUCUCCUCCUCGUCCGUGAUGAGGCCACCAGAAAGUAAUCUGGGCUUCUAGCCUGGCCUGUCAAUCCGUCCAUGUGACUGACUAAGACCUUCCUCAGUUGAAGUUGCCAUGACUACAGUGGCUGCUGGCACCGAUGCCUAGACAGUUGCUUGGCUUUUUUUCCCUGUUCUUUUUUUAAAAUAUGAUUUUACUUUUCUUUCAUGCUCUGAUGUGAGAACCUUUCCUUUGAGGUGGCAGUAUCCAUAUGCAUUGAUGUAUUUUACCCAACUGACACUAACCUCCUUCUCUCUCCAGGAUAGGAAACAGCAGUUUCUUUUUUUUACUCCUGUUCAUGAAAUCUGGUGAAAACCAUUGCAUAUUAUUUCUUAUUUUGUCUGUGCUCAUUUUUGCUCAAUAAGACUGGAAGGUCAUUGCAGGACCCUGAACGGUUUUUAUAGACAAUGGUGUAUGGAUGAAGGAAGAAAAGGACAAUCUUUCCUUAGAAAAACCCAGAAAGCUGACAAUGGAUGUAUAUUGAUUUUGUUUGUGUGCAUGUGCCACAGAACUGACCUGAGAACUUCCUCUGUAUUAACGGAUAUAGACUAUGAAGAGCCCUCAUUGCCCACAGACUCAAGGAUAUACAUGGACCCCAGCUCAUCAUCACUGCCAAAGACCAAUACAACUCCAAAAGCCAAAAAAAUUCAAAUUCACUGACACUGAAUAGGAUUAGAGCAUCUGAUGUCAUCCAGU
This is a messenger RNA of Carassius carassius (crucian carp), 4717 nucleotides long. Its product is annotated as immunoglobulin superfamily member 3-like. The record is from RefSeq and is a predicted model, not a curated record. The coding region runs from base 794 to 3922 and encodes 1042 amino acids. The transcript is spliced from 9 exons. Lineage: Eukaryota; Metazoa; Chordata; Actinopteri; Cypriniformes; Cyprinidae.